Camelina sativa (false flax) is the source of this 1643-nucleotide messenger RNA. Lineage: Eukaryota; Viridiplantae; Streptophyta; Magnoliopsida; Brassicales; Brassicaceae. The record is from RefSeq and is a predicted model, not a curated record.
UAAAACCCUUAUCCCCAUUAAAAGAAUUCUAAGAAAAAACCUCGAAUCCUCCUCCUACUCUCUCAGUCAGCCAGAAAAAUGUCCAUACACUACAUGUUGACAUCGCCAUCGUCACUGAGAUUAUCCGAUUUCAUCUCUUCGUUUCCCCAAGAAACCAAUCACAGAUGGAUUCGUUUCUCAUUGAAUCUCGGCGAUGCGAGGAGGCCGACGAAGACGAGGAUAACUUGCGGUGCGAUUUCGUCAAGGAGGAGACUUGCUGAGAGAGAGAGCGCGGAGAGAGAGAACAGAGUUCUUGUUCGGAGUCUGAUGUCGAGGAUCAGUGACAGAGAGCCAUUGGUGAAGACCCUUGACAAGUAUGUGAAGGUCGUAAGAGGUGAGCACUGUUUCAUACUCUUUGAAGAGCUUGGCAAAACCGAUAAGUGGCUCCAAUGCCUUGAGGUGUUCAGGUGGAUGCAGAAACAGAGGUGGUACAUAGCAGAUAAUGGAGUCUACUCGAAAUUGAUAUCCGUAAUGGGCAAAAAGGGUCAAACCAGGAUGGCAAUGUGGCUGUUUUCCGAGAUGAAAAACAGUGGGUGUCGUCCUGAUGCUUCUGUUUACAACGCGCUCAUAACGGCUCAUCUUCAUACACGUGACAAGGCAAAAGCUUUGGAGAAAGUUCGUGGAUACUUUGAUAGAAUGAAAGGAAUGGAACGGUGUCAACCAAAUGUUGUGACUUAUAAUAUCCUGUUGAGGGCUUUUGCUCAAUCUGGUAAAGUGGACGAAGUUAAUGCUUUGUUUAAAGACUUGGAUAUUAGUCCAGUUUCUCCUGACGUUUACACCUUUAACGGUGUUAUGGAUGCGUAUGGGAAAAACGGGAUGAUUAAGGAGAUGGAAUCUGUGCUUACUCGUAUGAGGAGUCAUGAGUGUAAGCCAGACAUCAUCACCUUUAAUUUGCUUAUUGACUCGUAUGGUAAGAAGCAAGAGUUUGAGAAGAUGGAGCAGACUUUUAAGAGUUUAAUGCGGUCCAAGGAGAAGCCAACUCUGCCUACAUUCAAUUCAAUGAUUAUAAAUUAUGGGAAAGCUCGUCUGAUAGAUAAGGCGGAAUGGGUUUUCAAGAAGAUGAAUGAUAUGAGCUACAUGCCGAGUUUUAUCACAUAUGAGUGCAUGAUCAUGAUGUACGGUUACUGUGGCUCUGUUUCCAGAGCUCGGGAAAUAUUUGAGGAAGUUGUUGAAUCAGAGAGGCUGUUGAAAGCGUCAACACUCAAUGCCAUGCUUGAAGUUUACUGUGUUAAUGGUCUUCACAUGGAAGCAGAUAAGCUUUUCCAUAACGCAAGUGCUUUUCGAGUUCAUCCAGAUGCAUCGACGUAUAAGUUUCUAUAUAAGGCAUAUACUAAGGCAGAUAUGAAGGAGCAUGUCCAAAUACUGAUGAAGAAAAUGGAGAAAGAUGGGAUUGUACCUAAUAAGAGGUUCUUCUUGGAAGCCCUUGAAGUUUUUGCAGGUUCGGAUUCUGGAAACAGGAAAUCAACUCGUUCAAGCAGGCCACGAGACAGUCAAGGACGUGGUGGGAGAAAUUUGACUGAGUUCCAAGAUAAAGAUGUAACAAAACCGAACAAACUCUAAGCUGGAUGUGAAUCUGAUUGCACUGCACUCCACCCUGAGUCAUG